Uncinocarpus reesii 1704 is the source of this 552-nucleotide messenger RNA. RefSeq lists its product as uncharacterized. Gene Ontology annotation, molecular function: protein binding. The coding region runs from base 1 to 552 and encodes 183 amino acids. The transcript has a single exon. The record is from RefSeq and is a predicted model, not a curated record. NCBI's taxonomy places the organism in Eukaryota, Fungi, Ascomycota, Eurotiomycetes, Onygenales, Onygenaceae.
AUGGUUGAUAUCAUCGUUGGCGAAACAGCAGAAUUCUGGCACCUCCACGAGUCCCUCCUCUGCGAGGCAUCACUCUUCUUCAAAGCCGCGAUCCACAGCUCAUUCCGAGAAGGCAAAGAGAAAAAAGUGGGCCUGCCAGAGGAAAAGAAUCACAUCUUUGCUCUCUUCGUCCAAUGGAUCUACUCUGGAACUUUUGCCGUUCAUGGAAUGGACCUGCUUAUCGAGACCUAUCUUCUCGGCGACCGUCUACUGGCAACUGACUUUAGCAAGCUGGUAAUUACAAAGAUCUUCGAUGCGUCCAAGUGGCAGACAUUCACGGCAGUGCAGGCUGUGUAUGUUGGCGAGAACACAACCAGGUCUUGUCCACUGCGGAGAUUGGUCGUGGACACGAUUGCGUAUUCGCUGCUGUCUGGGACCGGGUUUUCUCAGGAUGGCUGGCAUACAAUGAAGGGCCUUCAUGAUGAGUUGUUUCAAGCCCUUAACAAUUUUACAGCGUGGAAUGCCCCUGGGAAAGUUUUCAAUCCGAAGCCGCUGUGCUCAUAUCUUGACUAG